Molecule: messenger RNA, 768 nt
Organism: Acanthosepion pharaonis
Lineage: Eukaryota; Metazoa; Mollusca; Cephalopoda; Sepiida; Sepiidae
Source: the annotation of a GenBank genome assembly
AUGUCUAAUCCUUUUAAAAGAAAAGUGCAACAGGCUCUUUCCACGCCGAUCCUCUCAAUAUUUGAUCCCAUGAAGGACGCCGUAUCUCUCAAAUUUGAUCCCAUGAAGGACGCCACGCCGUAUUUCUCAAUAAUUGAUCCCGAGGAAGCCGCCGUAUUUCUCAAUAUUUUAUCCUGUUCAGGACGACGUAUCUCUCAAUAUUUGAUCCCGUUCAGGACGCCGUAUCUGUCAAUAUUUGAUUCCGCGCAGGACGCCGUAUCUGUCAAUAUUUUAUCCUGUUCAGGAUGCCGUAUCUCUCAAUAUUUGAUCCCGUUCAGGACGCCGUAUCCGUCAAUAUUUGAUCCCGCGCAGGACGCCGUAUCUGUCAAUAUUUUAUCCUGUUCAGGACGCCGACGCCGUAUCUGUCAAUAUUUGAUUCCGCGCAGGACGCCGUAUUUCUCAAUAUUUGAUCCCGUGAAGGACGCCGUAUCUGUCAAUAUUUUAUCCUGUUCAGGACGCCGUAUCUCUCAAUAUUUGAUCCCGUUCAGGACGCCGACGCCGUAUUUCUCAAUAUUUGAUCCAGAGGAAGCCGCCGUAUUUCUCAAUAUUUUAUCCUGUUCAGGACGACGUAUCUCUCAAUAUUUGAUCCCGUUCAGGACGCCGUAUCUGUCAAUAUUUGAUCCCGCGCAGGAUGCCGACGCCGUAUCUCUCAAUUUUUUGAUCACGUACAAGACGCCGUAUCUCUCAAUAUUUGAUCCUGUUCAGGGCGCCGUAUCUCUCAAUAUUUGA